Adelges cooleyi (spruce gall adelgid) is the source of this 1810-nucleotide messenger RNA. Its product is annotated as putative ATPase N2B. The transcript has 7 exons. The record is from RefSeq and is a predicted model, not a curated record. Gene Ontology annotation, cellular component: mitochondrion; cytoplasm. Bases 285 to 1547 code for a protein of 420 amino acids. Gene Ontology annotation, molecular function: ATP hydrolysis activity; ATP binding. Lineage: Eukaryota; Metazoa; Arthropoda; Insecta; Hemiptera; Adelgidae.
CUGAGAAUACUUUUCUCGUUGGCCGUCGGAAAACGUCUGAUCUAAGGUUAUUCGAAUAUUUAAUUAUUUUUAAACUUUCUGUUAAAAGUCUAAUGAAAUGUCGUCGUCGUGUUAUCAACAACUAAUCGUCAAGCAGAGCUCUUCGUUUUAUGACCUUUCGAGUAACACUUCAAUUCGACCUCGUUUAUGAGUAUCUGUAAAAUAGUCUAUUUCACAAUAGCCUGUAAUAUUAUUAUUAUAACAGCAGCACCUUUUAGUAUAAUUCACCCGCCAGUGUUGUAACAAUGAAAAUUCAAAUGAACAUGCACAUACGCAAGAUUUUCACCAGUGUUCGACUACAGAAAAAGCCGUCUAUAUUGUACGAUGAACGAGUAAGCAACAACGAGCUCAUCGACGACAGUCACCAAAGGAAAAUCUUAAGAAAAUUGGAUGCCGUGUAUGAAUCGUUAGAAGGUUAUUCGCCGCCAUCGCGUAAUAUAGUUUCUAAGUUGUUUGGUCGUUCAAAAGCGCCCCCCAACGGACUAUACAUGCACGGAUCGGUCGGCUGUGGCAAAACCAUGUUAAUGGACCUGUUUUUUUCCGGCUGCGUUGUAACAAAAAAACGAAGAGUACACUUCGACGAGUUCAUGUUGGACGUUCACGAUAAAAUUCAUAAGUUACGGCUGAGCAGUAAAGAAAAUUUUGACUCUAUACCAAUGGUGGCCGACAUUAUAUUGGAACAGUCUUGGCUUCUUUGUUUCGAUGAAUUUCAGGUGACCGACAUAGCCAACGCGAUGAUUCUGAAACGGUUGUUUACCGAAUUAUUCAAAAGGGGCAUUGUCAUGAUAGCGACUAGUAAUCGAAAACCUGACGAUUUGUAUAAAAAUGGAUUGCAACGGUUUUUAUUCUUGCCUUUUAUACCCGUUUUGAAACAACACAGCGUAGUCGUUAAUCUGGAUUCGGGUAUUGACUACAGAACUCUGAAAUCGAAAAGCGGAACAAAAUCUUAUUUUGUAAAAAACGUUGACAACAAAGAAGACUUUGAGAAUGCUAUUAAACGAUUGACGAAUAACGAAAAUGACACCGUUCGGCCGAGAACAUUGGUGAUUAUGCAGAGAAAUUUGACUUUCCAACGGGUUUGUGGACAAAUAUUAGAUGCUACGUUCGAUGAACUUUGCGAUCGGCCCUUAGGUGCUGUCGAUUAUUUGUAUUUAUCGCAAAUGUUUCACACGAUUGCAAUUAGAGAUAUCCCUCAAUUAGACCUGGAUUCGUUAUCGCCGAUGCGACGUUUCAUUACGCUCGUAGAUACACUAUACGACAAUAAAGUCUGUGUUAUACUGUAUGCCGAUAAGCCGAUCAACGAGUUAUUCGUAGCUAGAAAAACGGGCGGCUUGGGAGACGAUCAAAAGGUUCUUAUGGACGACCUGAAUUUGGAUCCUGAUUCGGUCGAUGCAAAAGCAAAUGUUUUUACUGGCGACGAAGAAAUAUUUGCAUUCGAUCGUACAGUAUCGAGACUCACGGAAAUGCAGUCGGACGUGUAUUGGAAAAACAGUAGAUCGAAAGUUUAAUGAACUACUCGUAUGUUGUACACUGUGUUACCGUGGUGGUAUUUACCUAAAUUGUUUGAAUGUACUUAAUUUUUAAUUUAUAAGGUCGAUGGUGAGAAAAUGGUUUUAUCAGGUCUUAAACAGAUAAAACAUAAAACUUUAACGAAGCAAUAAUUAAUCGGAUAAUGUAAAAAUUACUUGUUGUUAUUGUUAACUAUUUUUUUGGUUAUUUAUUUAUUUAUUUUUUUGAAAAAAAAAUAUUAAAACAUUGUAUACUUGCAAAA